This is a messenger RNA of Dioszegia hungarica, 1395 nucleotides long. RefSeq lists its product as uncharacterized. Lineage: Eukaryota; Fungi; Basidiomycota; Tremellomycetes; Tremellales; Bulleribasidiaceae. The record is from RefSeq and is a predicted model, not a curated record. The transcript has 5 exons. The coding region runs from base 1 to 1395 and encodes 464 amino acids.
AUGAGCAACCAACUCGAGCAGACCAAGCAGGACCACAUUCCCCAGGUCAGGGAUGUCAAGACUCACUUCCUCUCCGGCGAACCCGGAACCACCGGUCGUGAGCCGUUUGAGGAGUCCUCCGCUACCGGUCCCGGCAACAACUACCUCUCUACCGGGUCGCACCAACCCCAUAACGAGGCCCUGCACGCCGCUCACGGUGACCAAAACAACCGGGGCGUCGACCACCUCACUGCCGGUUCGGGCCUCGCUGCUGGUGGUGCAGGCGCUACUGGCCUCGCCCACAACACCCACUCUUCCGGUCUCAAGGGUGACCACUCUCACGGUCACGGUAUCUCGGCCGAGAGCGACGCCCGGACCGCCGGUACCGGCGGUGUUGCCGGCGACCCCGUCGGAUCCCACUUCUCCAACGACAAGACUACGCGCCACAUCAACGAGAACCAGGCGGACGAGCGGAACGACCGUUCCCUCGCCGACAAGGCCAAGUCGGCCAUCGGUCUCGGCGGCUCGUCCAACUACGCCGCGGCGGACAAGGACAACCGGGAUGUCGUCGACAAGAUUAACGACGUCCUCCCCGGUACGCCCGCCAAGAAGCACGACUCUUCCUCCACUACCACUGGAACUGGCCACCACACCGGUUCCAGCGCCACCACCGGCUCCACCCUCGGCGGCCACUCGGCGUCGGACGCGUACGGACCCGGCCACACCCACGCGGACCGUGAUGACGUCGGAACCGGAAUCGCCUACGGCGCAGGCAAGCACGGUACCGACCACUACGGCCCCGGCCACACUGGCGCGGACAACCGCGAGAUCGGGAUCGCCGGCAGCGGGAUCUCUGGCCACAAGGGCGAGGGCAGGGACCACGGCGACCGGGUUGGCGCGCUCGGCCAGGAGUCGCGCAAGUACGAGGGUGAUCUCCACUCGGGACCUCGGACGGGCGGCGCGGCGGGUACCGACAGGUUUGACUCGGACCGUACCGGCGUUGCGGGCGGUGUCGGUUCGGGCUUGAACAGGCAGCACGACGACGGUGUCCACCACGACACCUCGCAGCGCGCUCCUGGACAGUCUUCGGGCGGUAUCGGCGGUGUCCUCGGCACUUCCGACAAGGACUUCACUGGCCGUGAGCGCCAAGGCAAGGGUGCCUACGCCGACACGGACGGCAAGUUCGAGCUCAACAAGACUGGUCCUGCAGGCAACACCGCGUUGACCGGCCGCGAGGGCAACCUCGACAACAACCCCGUCCGCGAGGCCGGCGCGCACAAUGCCCACGCUACCGACUCGUCUUCCCACUCGCACACCACUGGCUCGAACGCUACUGCCCACGACGCCGCGGUGGCGGGUGAGCACACUGGCGAGAAGAAGGGGUUCCUUGCUAAGGUCAAGGAUGCGAUUUUGUAA